This is a messenger RNA of Anisakis simplex (herring worm), 222 nucleotides long. The record is from the annotation of a GenBank genome assembly. Lineage: Eukaryota; Metazoa; Nematoda; Chromadorea; Rhabditida; Anisakidae.
UCGAUGGCGCAAAUUAAUAUCUUAGCGAAGCUCCCGAAAGACUUCUUUGAAUUACUUGGAUCGUCUAAAUGGAAAGAUCGGAAGGAGGCUUUGGAGAAACUGCUCAAUGAAUUGGAUAUCGUUGGACCGUGCGCGAGACUAGAUCAGAGUGCUAAUUAUGGAGAAUUAAUGGGCGAACUCAAACAAGUUAGUGCAUUCUUAAAAUUACUUGAUUUUCAUUGA